Molecule: messenger RNA, 6476 nt
Organism: Daldinia decipiens
Lineage: Eukaryota; Fungi; Ascomycota; Sordariomycetes; Xylariales; Hypoxylaceae
Product: chromosome-associated kinesin KIF4B
Exons: 5
Coding region: 660-5804 (1714 amino acids)
Biological process (GO): mitotic spindle organization; microtubule-based movement
Molecular function (GO): microtubule motor activity; ATP binding; microtubule binding
Source: RefSeq, a predicted model, not a curated record
CCUGUAACUGAUUUUGCGCGCGGCACCCCUGCAUCCCCUGUUCACCCCCUGCUUAUCCCACGAUUAAUCCCAUCGAUGAAUCCACUACACCCACUGCACCCACUGCACCCACUGCACCCACUGCUGCAGCAAAAGAAAGCAAGCAACGACAUAGUGUAUCUAGCGUAGGUACAUAGAGGUAGAGACCUAAUCAAUCGUCGAAUUUUUAGUGCACGUUCCUGGCCUAAAUAAUAAACAAGUGCUACCCCAAAUUGUCAUUCCACCCCCUAAUUCUGAUCGCCGUCCCCCGUCUACGUUCGAGAAUAGAGUCUGUGAACUCGACGACCACGCGCGACAAGAAAAAUGUCCUGGGCGCAUUAGCGGCGGCAUCGUGAAAUACAUGCGAAUACAUACGAAUAUACGCGACUACAUGCGACGCAUGACGUUCCUAUACCAUCGACAAGUCUUGAUAACCUUUCUAGGUUGAAGGGUUUCAACCCAUAGUCAGAAGACACUUUUGGGUGCUUGGGCUUUUAUAUUCGAUAUUCGACUACCUUGAUUGACUUUCUUACAAUCGCCUCAUUCGUUCUCAACCUUCCACCAACCCGAAUCGAUCAUCUCUUCGAUAUUUCGCGCAGUAAUAUCGCACAUUUUCACUGGCUUGGCCCUCGUAUAGCGCUAUGGUAAAGCCGGCACAAAGAAGCAAUAGCCGCUUAAGUAUGAACAGCAGAGUAGGGGGGAGUAGGGCUUCGGAUGAAGAUGGGGGUCGCACUGCUGUAAAAGUUGCCGUUCGUGUGCGGCCACCGCUAAAACCUACGGAUCCCGGCUACGAACUGAUUCCCCAGCGAUUUCAACGGUCUAUGGUGCAGACCACCUCGAAUACGGGCAUUGCCAUCGAUUCGCCGCAAGGAAAAAAGCUCUUCGUCUUCGACCGAGUCUUUAGCUCUGAUAUUGACCAAGAAGGGGUCUGGGAAUACCUACAAGACAGUAUUAACGCCUUUAUCCAGGGUUACAAUGUCUCUCUACUCGCAUAUGGCCAAUCCGGUGCGGGAAAGUCCUACACGAUGGGAACAUCUGGACCUAAUGAACAAGGCGACUUGGAGUCCAUGGGCGUAAUCCCGCGAGCUGCGAUGGCUCUAUUCGAGAAGUUGGAGGGCCCCUCGCGAAGUUCUAAUCGUAGUUCCAUGUCCCAAUUGCGAACGCCGGCGCGAUAUUCGUUGCAAACGCCAACGCCAAAGAGCGAAAAGAAUUGGCAAUUGAAAGCAACGUACGUAGAGAUUUACAAUGAGCAGCUUCGCGACUUGCUUGUGCCAGACCAUUUUCAUCAAUAUGAGCGAAGUAACGUCACAAUUCGUGAAGAUCAGAAGGGUAACAUCAUCCUUACUGGCCUGCAACAGAUUGACAUUAACUCGGUGGACGAUCUUAUGAAUGCUUUAAACUUUGGUUCAACCAUUCGACAGACUGAUGCGACAGCUAUCAACGCUAAAUCUUCGCGUUCGCACGCCGUCUUCAGUUUGAAUCUAGUGCAGCGCAAGAGCAAAUCACAGAGCGCCCAAGGGACUAACAAGAGGUUUUCAGUUCCGCUAGAAGCCAUGACCGGAACUGAGACUUGGGUUACAACUGAUAGCAAACUUCACUUCGUUGAUUUGGCUGGUAGUGAACGUCUAAAGAAUACUGGCGCUCAGGGCGAGCGGGCCAAGGAAGGUAUCUCUAUUAAUGCUGGCCUUGCAGCUUUGGGCAAGGUUAUAUCACAGCUGUCAUCUCGACAGGCCGGGUCUCACGUCUCGUAUCGUGAUUCGAGAUUAACUAGACUCCUCCAGGAUUCCCUCGGCGGGAAUGCCAUCACUUACAUGAUCGCCUGUGUGACUCCGGCAGAGUUUCACCUAAGCGAAACUCUUAACACCGUACAGUACGCGCAAAGAGCCCGAGCUAUUCAGAGCAAACCUAGGAUCCAACAGGUAGAGGAGGGGGACAAACAAGCAAUUAUUGAACGCCUAAAAGCCGAAGUUGCUUUCUUACGCGAUCAGAUCCGAAACGCGGAACGCAUUGGGGGCGAGCGUCGCAAUGUUGCGACAAAUGAGAAGUCCGAGCGGCAAAAUGAACGGGAGUCAGAGUUACAAGAUCAGCUCUUAGACGUUCAGGAAAGUUACAACAGCCUCAGCCAGCGUCAUGCUAAGCUCAUUGCCGAAAUGGCUAAAGCCCGAGAUAACGAAGCUGCCGAGAACCAAGAUUUCGACGAGCAACUCGGUGAUACAGCAACAGAAAGGUUAAAUCGGUCUAAUUCGUUUGCCCAAGCUGUCGAACAGGUUGUGUUGGAAUACGAGAAAACAAUACAAUCGCUCGAGCAGUUACUCACCAGCACGCGGGCCACACUCUCAAGCACGGAAACGAGCCUUCUCGAGAAAGAAACGAAGUGUGCUUACGUUGAAACAAUCAACACUCAGCUGCAAAAACGUUUACAAAAACUGAUGGAUCGUGAGGCUAGUACAGAGAGCUACCUUCACGACUUAGAAGCUAAGCUUGACGGUCACACAUCUGGCGAAGAAAAGAAUGCUACCAUCGUCCUGGAAUUACGCAAAGAGAUCGCACGAAUCCGAGACAAUGAAGCCUCUUGCGAGGAGUAUAUUUCAACCUUGGAGGAGAGACUUGCCGAGUCUGAUCAAGAUCAGGAGUUGAUGCAGCGCGAGAUUGACCGCCUUGAACAGGUUAUUGAACGCCAACGAAGCCUUGGCAAACUCGACAGCCUCCUGCACGAACUAGAUCAUACCCAACCAGAUGGCAAAGAGUCCGACGCCCAAUCUGAGCGUGGAAAAAGCAACGGACACCGCCGUACCAUGUCAGAGCGGUCGACCAAGAGCCAUGUUAGUCGACAAAGUUUAGGUAUGAGAGGAACUCUUCCCGAAGUCGCUGAAGGUACCGAGGAAGAUGCCAACGACCAAGAUCGCCCCGAUACCGCCAGCGAUCAUGAAGCGGCCGACAUGACCAUCGACACGCCAGAGAGGGUGCCGUCGCCUACAGAUUACCCACCUCAGAGUCCAGCACAAAAUAAAUAUGUUGCCGACAAACUUGAGAAUGUAACUGAAGAGCUUGUCGCCCUACGAGUCGAGCACGAGUCAACCAUCAACGAAUACGACAUGCUCCAUGCGAAAUACGAAGAGGCUUUGCGCACCCUAGCAGAGUUACAGGACCAGGUCGAUGAGGCAAGGCACCCAACCCGUCAACGCGAUUCGAUCCUAUCAAUAACUUCUCCGAUCGAUACCAGGCCUCAGAGUUUUUUAUCCGAGAUGAGAUCGAGCGGCGCCAAAGAUGGGACGCAUUUAUCGCGAUCGCUAUCCUCGGAAUUAUCAUCAGCUAUGGAUUCCCCUACUACUAUCGAUAUUCCGGAGAGCGAAGCGUUUAAGCCUUCUGAGUCUAGGGCCACUCUAGUAACGGAAACAGCGAGCGCCGAUAACAGCGAAGCUCUCACUGCAGAGCUAGAGAGACUCAAGGCAUUAGCCGAGGAGAAAGAGGCAGCAGAGAGAGAGCUCGCCGAUAAGUAUGCUCAACUGGAGGAAAUGCACCAGGAAACGCUGGAUAUGGUCGAGGAGCUCAAAACUGAAGUGGUCAAGGCCAAAUACGCAGAGCCACCUUCCCCACGGACCGGUACACCAGUAAUUCGCCGAAAGUCCAGUCAGAACAUGAUGAUAAUUGAUCGUGCACAUCGAUCAUUCGCAACGCUCAGAAAUAUGGCAGCUGAGCACUUCGAAGAACAGCCCGAUGUUAUGCAGAACUUCGAUCUUAACCUAAAUUCUGCCAUGCAUGAGCUACAUGUUAGAUCAGAGCGCAUCCAGGAACUAGAGGCCGACGUUGCUACCGCGAAGAAAGAAAUGGAGAGCAAGAUGACGAUCAUUUCAGGUUUAACACGUGAGCGAUCCAGCUUGAAGUCUAGUCCUAUAGAUAUUUCAAUGGUUGCUGCAUUAAGGGAGCAGCUAGAGAGGAACGAACGACAGCUCCAAGACAUGCAAGAGAGUCAUGCUGCACGUGAAAAACAACUUGUUGAUGAGUUAGAAGCUCUGCGCAUUUCGGUUAGGGAAGCUGCCGAGGUUCGAUCAAUGUCAACGACGCAGACACAGGGUGGGAGCGAGCAAGAACGUGAGUUGCGUGUAGCCCACGAGGCUAAGAUUGCUCACCUUGAAGCCGAGCUUCUCAACUGGGAAAGUAAACACAACGCCACGUUGGAUGCUUUGCAAACGACCGAACAGCAAAUGAAGAAAACCAUCACCGAUCUUGAAGCAGAGGUCGCAGCUGCGUAUGCAAAGAUGGACGAAUCUCGAGGACAAGUAAAGAGCGACGAAGAAUCCGAAGAAGCGGAAGCUAAGCACCAGGGCCUUGUUGCUACGCUGCGUAGCGAGAUCGAGAAGUUUAAGGCGAUCGUUGAUGGCAAUGCUGCCAAGGUAGCUCAACUAGAGCAGGCACAUGCUCUUGCGAAAGAGCAGCUCGAAGAGGUUUCUAAGGCGCGGGAUAUUUCAUCUGCAGAAUCGCGCGGUUAUCAGGAACUUGUUAGUCGGCUCGAAUUACAAAUAGCAGAGCAUGGAAAGGCCCUCCGGAACCACGAGGAAAAUCUAGCUCAGCUCCGCGACGACCAUGCCAGGGAAGUCGACGAGGUUCGGGCCAGCUCUAAGGAGGAAUACGACGCACAAAUCGAUAUGCUCAUGUCAGAGCAUGCUGAAAACAUUAGAUUUCUGGAAAGCGAUGUUGCGGAAGCACGCGACGAGCUUAUGAAGAUUGCCACCCAAGUCGCUUUCGCGUUAGGUCUUGAAGUAAGCGUUGAUAAGAUCAGCGAGCGUAUCGAGGACUUGAUUGCGGAUCAAAAGGCUUUGUCUGUUGAGCAGCAGAGGUCCGCCGAGCUCGAAGGUCAUAUCGAUGAGUUGUCAGCCAUCAACAAUACGAUUAUGCGUGACCUCGAGACAGUGAAAUCUUCGCUGAAUGGCAUACUUCAUCCUGACAGCGAAGAUUUGAAGAGCCCCUACUCCUCCGUGACAGAGCAGCUUGCGGCCCUGAAGAAGCGAAUGCAUGAUCUCGAGAACAAGAAUAAGAAGCACUCUCGUUUGGUAGAGGAAUUAGAGGACCAGUUGCAGACUAACUACGAUCAAGCCCAACUUACCAAUAACAGAUUGUCUACGCUCCAAACUGAGCGCAACAUGCAAUUAGAAGAGGCCCAUGCAGCCAGAAUCAAAGCGCAGGCUGAGUUGGAAACUGUUCGGGAAGAAAUGGUCGCCUUGCAGGCUCGUGUCGAAGAGCUCAGCGCUGUCGAUGGACCAAAGCGAGCUGAUUCUACGAGUUCGCAGGUCCGCAAGACAGCAUCCGUCAUCUCUUUGCCAUCUCCACCGCCCGCCAUCCCUCUUCCCCCGCUGCCACCCGGUGGUGCGGCCUCGCCAACUCAAGGUAUCCCACCAGCGUCAAUUGGUGGUCGGCCAUCUAGCCGUGAUGUUGCUCUAGCUCAGAUCCGAGAGGACCAGGAGGCACGCAUACAAAGCAUCGAGAGACAUCUCAAGGCUGAAAGGCAGCUUACUUCUACAUUGGAAGAAGCUCUGACUGAUCUUGAAAGCCAAUCUAAGAGGAUGAAGGCUGACUGCGAAGCCUGGAGGAAACGUGCCCAAGACCUUGAGGCAGAAGUUAAGGAGCUUAGGGAGCGACCUCAACGGGAAAACCGUGACAGCCUUUACCAGAUUGAGGAGGAGCGCAAGAAGCGUCAAGACGCUGAGAGGGCUAGAACCCAUCUAGAGGAGCGCAUGAACGCAAUCAACAACAAGAAAAAGAAGAAAGGUAGCCUCAACUGCUUUUAGUCGCGGGGUUGGCGUGAUAUGCCUCUGACCGUCCUUCUUGCCCCCAAUCACGACGCUAUUUGGCUGGCUUGAGAUUUUGCUCGGUAUUGUUUUCCAGGCACAUAGUGCAUAUCUGGCGAGGCGUUUGAGGAGUUCCGUAUUUCCCUUCUUCACUUCGCGUCAUGUUAUGCAUCUUGUACUUUUUUAUUUGGAGACGUUUGUGAUGUUUUACGGGCGAAAGAAAAGCCACCAUAUACCCUUGCGGUCUUCCCUUGACGUUUUAAUUAGUCAACCCCCGAUUUUUCCACGGCAGACAGACAACGAAUGAUCAGGAUGGGAUACGAAAUGAACCGUUGCUAGGAUGUGUUUAUGGGAUAGUUUUGAUGAAGGACUGGACUGUCAGUCAUUGAAUUUUCUGCAUCCUACUGGCUGCUUUUUUGCUCUACGCCGUGGUGUAUAAAGUGGUUGGGCGAGAGCUUUAUAGCUAAGCGUAGCAGGCUUUUUGACAUCUGAAAUACUACUUGAGAACUUCAAUUUUCUUCAACCUGAUGUGCUUUUCAAAUGUGUAGUCCAGACUCCAUGUAUUGGCCUCCUCGUGCCAGUUGUUUAUUAUGUCGUGUUAGUAUAGUUAGGUAGGUAGGUAGGUAGGUAGCUUAUAGUUAGGCACGGUUGAUGCAACAUCGUAUCUAGGCC